This is a messenger RNA of Verticillium alfalfae VaMs.102, 321 nucleotides long. RefSeq lists its product with no specific name. Lineage: Eukaryota; Fungi; Ascomycota; Sordariomycetes; Glomerellales; Plectosphaerellaceae. The coding region runs from base 1 to 321 and encodes 106 amino acids. The transcript has a single exon. The record is from RefSeq and is a predicted model, not a curated record.
AUGACGACCACUCUCGCCAGAAAGCCAAAGCACAGGAUGGGCAACGACCAGCACCUCCGCAGCAGCGCUGGCGUGGCGAGGUACAGGCUGGCGCUCAGCAGGACGGACGCCGCGGACAGGGCGACGGCGGACUACGCCCAGGGCCAGCGGGCCCAGGGGUCGCGCGAGACCGCGAGGCGGGCGCACCAGCCUGGCACGCGGGCGAGGUCGGCGAGGAGGCGGGUCAGCAUGAAGGGCAUAUUGGGCGGGCGCCGAAGAAGGAGUUUGUCGUGGCAUCGCGGCAUGCGUCGAGCGUGCAGAUGGUCAGGGUGCCAGGCAUGA